UACGUCCGUCAAUCUACGUUUACGCUGCGUCGUUGUGUGCCCGCGCCCUUAUACUUGACAGUGUACGAUAAGAAGGUGAAUUCGGCUGAUAACUCAAAAACGGGCAAGUCAUUUCACUUAAUCUGUAACUAAAAACUUAAUUCUAAAUACUUUAGGUAGCAUUCGCUUAAGAUAGCAGUCCAACCAGCAGCGUUCGGAAUCAGCCAUUGGUUUAAUAAAUGGCUAGGCAGCGACGCAAUGUUAGCGCAGCUGGCAGCAGCACGAAUUCAAACACUGGCAACAGCACUGCCGGCAAGUCCAGUGGGAGCAAUCCGCAAACGCCAACAAAUGCUGCUACCAAUAACCCAAGCAAAGGCAGCAAAAGUUCCGCCAAACACAAGAAGAGUGACUCGCACUCGACAAACAGCAGCGGAGGCAACAGCAAUUCUAGUUCUAGUACAACGUCCUCUCCUAACCCCGGAGCAAAUAAGUCAAAAGGAGCACACAAGAAUCGUAACAGUUUCUCAUUGUGGCCCAAUAUAAUGUUGGACAAAUGGAAAACGCUAAUAGGUUGUGUUUGCUUGGGCGUUGCAUCCUAUUUUGGCUACUUGGGUUACCUAGAAACGCGUGUAAAUACACCAUUCGAUAAUGAAAAGAUGGUAACACGCACAGGAUUGGACGACCCCGAGCGUUAUUGGGGUUCAUAUAGGCCAAAUACUUAUUUUGGGAUGAAAACACGUGACCCGCACUCCUUGAUAAUGGGGCUGAUGUGGUAUAGUCCUUACAAUUUGGGACAUGGGGGUAGAGGCAUACGCCAUUGGUGUGAAAUAGGGGACAACUUGGAAAAAUACGGUUGGACGCAUCAUGAUGGCCGCACAUUUGGUGUGCAAGAAAUACGUGAUCAGCCAUUUGAACUGAAGACUUCUUUUGUUAAAUAUCCGACUGGUAAACAAUUCGGAGGCGAUUGGACAGCGCGUAUAUCUGCGCAAAAUAUUUCGAAAACAUUCGAUCGCACAUUUUCAUUGAUUUGGUAUGUAGCG
Molecule: messenger RNA, 1019 nt
Organism: Rhagoletis pomonella (apple maggot)
Lineage: Eukaryota; Metazoa; Arthropoda; Insecta; Diptera; Tephritidae
Product: mannosyl-oligosaccharide glucosidase-like
Biological process (GO): protein N-linked glycosylation; oligosaccharide metabolic process
Cellular component (GO): endoplasmic reticulum membrane
Molecular function (GO): Glc3Man9GlcNAc2 oligosaccharide glucosidase activity
Source: RefSeq, a predicted model, not a curated record